UUUUUUAAAUUCAAUUCAAUUUUUAUAAAUUUUCAUCAAAUACAACAAGAAAAAAAAAAUUUUAAUCAGAAAAAAUGGUUUGUAAUAAAUGUCAGAAAAAAUUGGGCAAAGUUAUCACACCGGAUGUAUGGAAAUCUGGUGCCCGUAAUACGCAAGAAAGUGGUGGCCGACAACUUAAUGAAAAUAAAGCAUUAACAUCACGAAAGAAUCGUUUUCAACCAUAUCAAAAAUUUGAAACAUGUAAAAUAUGUAAACAAAAAGUCCAUCAGGCUGGUUCACAUUAUUGUCAAUCAUGUGCAUAUAAAAAAGGAAUCUGUGCAAUGUGUGGAUCAAAAAUUUAUGAUACAAAAAAUUAUUGCCAAUCAAGUGUUUGAAUUCGAUAGGAUUCGAUUUGUAUUUUGUUGAAACGUUUUUUUUUCUUCAUUUUUAUACAUAGAAAAACACAUAAUUCAUAUAGCCCCUGUUGUGUUAAACAUCAUCAUCAUCAUCAUUUUGAUAAUAUAUAAACGACGCCUGGAGCGCCGUCAUCAUCAUUAUUUUAUUGAAUAAAAGAAAUUGAUUGAUUGAUUGCGAUUUUUU
This is a messenger RNA of Dermatophagoides farinae (American house dust mite), 579 nucleotides long. Its product is annotated as cysteine-rich PDZ-binding protein. Gene Ontology annotation, cellular component: dendrite. Gene Ontology annotation, biological process: cytoplasmic microtubule organization. The record is from RefSeq and is a predicted model, not a curated record. NCBI's taxonomy places the organism in Eukaryota, Metazoa, Arthropoda, Arachnida, Sarcoptiformes, Pyroglyphidae. Gene Ontology annotation, molecular function: PDZ domain binding; microtubule binding.